This is a messenger RNA of Girardinichthys multiradiatus, 1531 nucleotides long. RefSeq names its product lymphocyte antigen 6B-like. The record is from RefSeq and is a predicted model, not a curated record. The coding region runs from base 105 to 488 and encodes 127 amino acids. Gene Ontology annotation, cellular component: membrane. Lineage: Eukaryota; Metazoa; Chordata; Actinopteri; Cyprinodontiformes; Goodeidae. The transcript is spliced from 3 exons. Gene Ontology annotation, molecular function: transmembrane receptor protein serine/threonine kinase activity.
AAAAAGUUUGCUGUUCCACAAACAUUAUAACGGUCUGAGGUUCCCACAAGUCAGGCUCUUCUCUCCGUGCAGUCAGUCGCCAUCUUCUCGACUUUUCCUCAAAGAUGAACAGAAUUGCUCUGAUCCUCGCUGUCGGACUCUGCUUUACAGUCGGUCAAGCGCUUCAGUGCUACAAAUGUGAUCUUGGCUUCUUUAGCCUGUGCAUAACCUCAAAAACCACAUGUGAAACCGAUGACCACUGCUUCAAUGGUGUUGGGGUAUCAGGUCCCGUGAAAAUCAAAAUGAAGGGCUGUCUUAAAGUGUCAGAAUGCAACAAGACUGAAGAUAUUAACUUUCCCAAAACCUCCAACACCACCAUCUACUCCAUGAAUAAGACGUGCUGCAACACAGACCUGUGCAACGUGGCACCAGGCCUGCCCGGAGCUUCUGGGCUGAGCCUGGCCGCUGUCACUAUUUCCUCUUUGCUUGCAGCCAACUUCAUGAUUUAAUAUACUGGCAAAAGUGCAUACAACUGUGUUGUACUAUUGUGCUUACUCUAGGACUAUUCUUUUUUCUGCAUGUUUCAAAGUGUACUGUAAAUUAGUUUUUGUAUCAUUUACUGUAAGUCCGUCAUGUAUUUCUGCUUCCAGUUUAAUUCAAUUCAUAUGGGCUUUGCAACACACAAAAUUUACAAGAUGGGUGUUUUCGGCAAUCGGUUUAAAGUUUUCUUGGCUGGUGAUUGGCAAUGAAAACAGCUAUCUUGUUUCUUUCCAUGUAUAAAAAAGAACAUAUCAGUCAACAUGCCACCUAUAUUCCAAGUGUUUUAAAAGGAAAGCUGGGUUUUUUGGAAACAAACAGAAAAUGACAUGAUCAGCAGUUAACUUAGCUAACCGUGCUAAGCUAAGUAAAGCUAAGCUAAGCUAAAUUAAGCUAAAGGCACCAUCAUAUUUUCCAUAAAGUGCUAUAUGUGUAUCUGGCUAGUAGUUUUGAGUAUAAUAAGCUUUGGAAAGCAUUUCCACUUCUGCUGAUUUUAAAAUCAAAUUUUUGGUACAAGCCGUAGAACAAAAAAGGUUGGGUCUGCUCUUAAAACAUUUCUUUUUGUAUUUCUUGGUGUUUUUUGUCCAGGUCCAUCAACUUUUUCGGCUUUCUUUAAAAAAACAACAACAAAAAACCCCCCCACAUAACUCCAUCAAUUUUAUUUAACUUCUUGAUGUUUGUGUCAAAUCUAUAUAUUUACAACGCUUAACUGAAAAACAUCAGAAACUGUGGGAUGAAGUUGAGGUAGUUUUUUAUUGCUGUGUACGGCACAUUUGGGCUCGGUGUGAUUUAAAGUGCACUACUUACAGAUACUGAGGUAUAAUUGAGAUUAAUUUGUUAUUUACCCUUCACGUAAUCUUUUUUGUUUUGCAUAAAUGUUCGAUACCUUCCCUUCUCUGGACGUUUCCUCAAUAUUUUCAAAACCAGAAAUGUUUGUCUGACUUUAAGGUGAAUUGUUUCUUUGUAAAAUUGGUUUUGACAGAGAUGAAUAAAACUGGGAAAUGGGAAAGAGUAA